Molecule: messenger RNA, 1180 nt
Organism: Otolemur garnettii (small-eared galago)
Lineage: Eukaryota; Metazoa; Chordata; Mammalia; Primates; Galagidae
Product: interferon-induced GTP-binding protein Mx1-like
Exons: 3
Coding region: 1-528 (175 amino acids)
Biological process (GO): defense response to virus
Cellular component (GO): nucleus; microtubule; membrane
Molecular function (GO): GTP binding; GTPase activity; microtubule binding
Source: RefSeq, a predicted model, not a curated record
AUGGGUCAGGCCCUGUUUCGGUUUUCAUCCCCUCUGCAGUGCUCACCUCCUCCUGUUUUCUCACAGAUCAAGAAACUCAUCAAGAAGUACAUCACCAAGCAGGAGACCAUCAACUUGGUGGUGGUCCCCAGUAACGUGGACAUCGCCACCACGGAGGCGCUGAGCAUGGCUCAGGAGGUGGACCCGGAGGGGGAUAGGACCAUAGGAAUCUUGACAAAGCCUGAUCUGGUGGACAAAGGCACAGAAGAUAAGGUUGUUGACGUGGUACGAAACCUCGUGUGCCACCUGAAGAAGGGCUACAUGAUUGUCAAGUGCCGGGGCCAGCAGGACAUCCAGGACCAGCUGAGCCUGGCUGAGGCUCUGCAGAGAGAGAAGGCCUUUUUUGAGGACCACCCGUACUUCAGGUACACUCGCCUGGGUUUCUCCAAAGCAGAUGUCUGCUGUGUGUGUGUGUGUGUGUGUGUGUGUGUGUGUGUAUCGGCAAUGACUCUAGAACUUUCAUGGAAGAAUGAAAGGGGAAUUCACUAAGCACUAGAAAAAUAUAAUUAAAAAUCUUCAAAAUAAGGAAGAGGCCCUGUACAAUACUUUAAAUAGUCUGGUUCUGGAAGUAGAAUAGAAACAUAAACAGAAGAGAAGAGAAAAAAGUCAAAAGCCUAGAAAUAGUCCCCACUACAUAUAUAUUUGACACAUGGUAAAUUCCACAUUUCAAAUCAACUGGUUAUAUCAGUUUGAUUAUCAACCAGUGGCAUUGGGAUGAUUGCUUAAUAUUUGGAGAAACAUUUACAUAGUGCCCUUAACACCUUAUACUGAAAUAAAUAUCAGUUGAAAUUUAAAAUUAAAUAUAACAAUGACGCAUAAACACCCUGGAAAUAGAUAUAGACAGAUGGUUUAUACCCCUCUGUGAACACUCUCAGGCCAAAGGUAAAAUUUUUCGUAAAAGGAAAAGAUGAGUAAGUUGAUGAGAUUUAAAACAAUGAGACUAUGUAGAGUUGUGAAAAUUUCUUGGGUUCACCUCUACCAGAAUCCUGCAGAAAAACCUACUUAGAAUUAUAGGGGUAUCAAAUAGAUACUCAACACUGUCCUGCAUAGCAGCUCUGGUCACAAUGGCCAAGAGGCAAAACAACUCAAGUGUCCAUCAGUCGAUAAACAAAAACGUGGUCUGAGGCUGGGUGCCGUGGCU